AUGAACGUGGUUAGGAGGAUUGUCCCUGCAAUCACAACUCAGUCUAGUGGCUUGAUGAGCUCGGUGGGUAGUCAGCUUCAACAACAUCGAGGUAUAAGAGUCCAGGUGCGUAAUGGAAAUUUGGAGCAGGCUUUGGCUUUUAUGCAAAGGAAGAUGCAAUCAACUGGAACAGAGCGUUUAAUUAGGAGUCAACAACCUCGCCACAUCAAGAACUCGGAGAAGCGAGUCCUAGCUCGCAAAGAACUUGAGCGUAGACUUCGAUCGCAGGAAUUUGCCAAGAACCUGAAAACUAUCCUUGGCAAGAAACUCAGGGGUCAGUGA
Oldenlandia corymbosa var. corymbosa is the source of this 321-nucleotide messenger RNA. Lineage: Eukaryota; Viridiplantae; Streptophyta; Magnoliopsida; Gentianales; Rubiaceae. The record is from the annotation of a GenBank genome assembly.